This is a messenger RNA of Lottia gigantea (owl limpet), 984 nucleotides long. RefSeq lists its product as hypothetical. The annotation marks the transcript as partial. NCBI's taxonomy places the organism in Eukaryota, Metazoa, Mollusca, Gastropoda, Lottiidae. The transcript has 3 exons. Gene Ontology annotation, molecular function: monocarboxylic acid transmembrane transporter activity. Gene Ontology annotation, biological process: transmembrane transport. The record is from RefSeq and is a predicted model, not a curated record.
UGGUUAGGAAGUCUGGGUAUCGGCAUAUCACUAUUCAUAUCACCAUUUAUAACCAUAAUAUGUCGACGGAAGAGUCCAAGACUGUAUGCCGUCAUUGGUGGUCUGAUCUGUGCCCUUGGUUGCUUGUUCCUGGCUUUCUCCAACCAACCCGAACAGCUGUUUAUCAGCCAUUGUGUGGUCAUGUCUUUAGGAAGUGGUAUCACAAUUUCUACAGCUAACAUCAUGGUUGGAAGGUAUUUUAGGAGACGAAGAGAACUGGCUGAAAUGGUUCUGGUGUCUGGAACUGGUGUAGGAACAGCAGUGGUAUCGGUACUUUUCCGGAAAUUAAUCGAAUUUAUAGGAUGGAUGCAUGCAUUACAAUGUGUAGCAGGCUUGUUGGUAUUGACUAUCAUAGCUGGUGCACUAUAUCGUUCAGCCUCACUAUACCAUCCUCGCAGAAAAGUCAUCCUUCACUUGAAAAAUCAGAAGAAAAACAGACGUGAUCGUGAAGCAGAGAAACCACCAUAUUUAGACUUUAGUGCUUUGAAAAUGAGAUCGUUACAAGCUUUAUUGGGAAUUUGUGCAAUCGUUGGAAUUGGUAUUCAUGUUCCUUUCAUAACAUUGAUGAGAACAGCAUCAGAGAAUAAAAACAUUGACCCAGAUCAUUUGGUUUUACUUAAUGUCUAUCUUGGUGUUGGAUUUGUUAUUGGUUGUUGUGCCUUGGGUUAUAUCAUUAUUAAAAAUAGUAACGAUUGCUCCAUUUCAAGGCGUCACUUGUGUCAAACUUCCGCUAUCUUGUGUGGUGUUUUUACUUUACUUUUUAUCAUGGCUGAGGACCAUAACGCACAUUCGUUAUACGCAUGGGCGUACGGUAUCUGCUGUGGAAGUUACUAUUUGACAUUAAAAAUGUACGCUUAUGAAUUAGUCAGACAUAAAUUAAUGGAGAGAGCAUGGAGCUUUGUUUGUGCUGUUCAGUGCUUUCCAUUCUUAUUUGGAGCUCCAGUG